This is a messenger RNA of Puntigrus tetrazona (Sumatra barb), 1855 nucleotides long. RefSeq names its product BEN domain-containing protein 7-like. The transcript is spliced from 7 exons. The record is from RefSeq and is a predicted model, not a curated record. The coding region runs from base 486 to 1697 and encodes 403 amino acids. NCBI's taxonomy places the organism in Eukaryota, Metazoa, Chordata, Actinopteri, Cypriniformes, Cyprinidae. Gene Ontology annotation, molecular function: DNA binding.
UUUUACACUUUUCAGCGUACGCUAUUGCUCUAUUACUCCAAGUAGUCACCGACUGCCAAAACUGACAGGAAAGUUUCUUCACCUCCUAACAAAAGAAAGCCAGCGACUGAGUCAUUUUCCUCCGGGUCUGUCCAAUGUAAAUCUGGACCCUCGUAUUGCGCGCCCCACAAAUAUUAGCGACCAUCAGGUGGCGCAAAGGAAUAGACGUGACGAAUUCUGAAAGAAUUAAGAGGUUUAUUUAUUUACAUCAUAAACGAGCAGCCCCGCAGGAGAAUGUAAACGCGUCCUGUCCAUCAUCCUCCUCCUCCUCCUCACCACCACCACCAUCAUCAUCAUCAUCAGUCCAGAGAGACCCGCGCUUAUUAUUAAAGCUCAGGUUCGCUUCACUCAUCAUCAGCCGGACUUAAUGAGUUUGUCAGUGAUUAAAGAGCCUGUGUGCUGAUGAACCGGGCUGGAUCCUGCCUCUUCGCCGCUCUGCCCUUAAAAUGGAGUUUGUGGAGAGGAAGCGGAGCAGGAAAUCGCAGAGCUUUAAACUGGUGAAUGAUGCAGAUUUUAGCCAUGAAAUGGAUGAUGUAGACCAGAAUGACACUGAAGGAGAUGCUCUGGAUGCUUCUGAGACCGAAGUCUGGUUAGGUGAUGAAGGGAUGGAGAUAAAGAAGCAGAUAACAGGCAUGAUGCGCUUGCUGAGCGACAAGACGGGGCGAGUGUACCAGCGGGUGGGACGAGAGGGAGAGACCCUCAAACAGGAGCCUCAGGAGGAGUCUCUCAGCCUGCCUGCGCCUCAGAGCCUGGCCCCUGAACAUCCCCAGUACAGCUGGAGCUCCGUCCUGAUGACUCAUGGGCAGUACGGCACCCGCUCCAAAACACAGAGGAUGCUCAACCACUCGAAAGCUAAUGACAUGGCCUUGCCCCCUGCGCCUGCUGCCAUGGCAACAGAGCCCAGCUGCUGCAUGUGCAACUGCAAGAGCACCCUGCAGGCCAUUCUGCUGGAGUUACGUACCAUGAGGAAACUAAUCCAAACUCAAAGAGGAUCCCAGGACAAACAGGGCUCCCAGGUAUCGCUCUCGUCCCGAACCUCCAUCUCCAGGAGGAGGAGCCGGAAGAGGAGGCCGGGUCACAGGGUGACAGUUCUGACCACGGCCAGUAAAAGAACCACACCUCCGUCGCCACCUGCUGAGAGCGAUGCUGUUCACGAGUGUAAUCAAUCAAGAGAGGACACGCCCCCAGCAGUGACAUCAUUUAUCCCAGAUCCCAUUCCCAGUGCCAAGACUCCUCCCUCUCACUACAGCGUCACCAGAGGCCAAAGUACCACAGAGCCGGAGGUGCAGUUGGCCGAGGAUUAUGACGUAUUUAUUCCUAAAGCACAGUUGGACUCUAUCUUACUGAACUACACUCGCUCUGGCAGCCUGCUCUUCAGGAAACUGGUGUGUGCGUUCUUUGAUGAUACCACGCUGGCAAACUCACUGCCCAACGGCAAGAGGAAGAGAGGUCUGAACGACACCAGGAAAGGACUCGAUCAAAACAUAGUCGGAGCCAUUAAAGUGUUCACAGAAAAGUAUUGCACAGCCAAUGGAAUUGAGAAGCUUCCCGGUCCCAGAGACUGGGUCCAGAUUCUGCAAGACCAGAUUAAACUUGCCCGUCGACGCUUAAAAAGAGGUGAGAACAUACACAAAGAGAAAUACAUGCAGGGCAAAUGAAAAAGAAAGAGAGAGAGAGUAGCGGUGUCGUACAUUAACCAAGGAUUUAAAGUUGUAACAAAGCUGUUGUUUCACGAUUGAUGAUUUGCUAGAUGAGUGCUAUUAAAAUAAUCAAUCGAUCAUUUAAAUGUUAAUUUGACAAAUGCUUCAAUGUCAUU